CCUCGCACAGAUGCUGCGCGAGCCAAGUCGACACUCCGUGUUAUCUUGCAGGAGGAGACCGUGUAGAGGACCGGAGGGAAGAAGCGCCUGUCUUGCGUCCUUCUGAGGAGCCACUGACCGUGGGAAUGAUGAUUAUCACGAAUUCUUCAGCAGGCAGCAGGACUUAACCUGUAGUCCAUCCAUUUUGGCACUGCUUUCGUCCCCCGCAUUUCCUCUUAUUUCCUUGCCUCUGUAGACAUAAGAAACUAGCGAUUUUUUCUAUAUAUCUCCCCAGUAAUCUGCGUUUCCCGUUUACUUUAAGCUUUGCACUUGACGCGAUGUGGAAACCCGGUCUCAUUCUCCUCUUUUGCGGACUAACGUCCUGCGAACUCCUGCAAGAAACGGAGCCCCGUAAACAUCCAACGUCGGAAAAGUUGGAUUUUGGUUAUGUCCCCUCGGGAGUUUACGAGACCAUGGCCUAUUACGAACCGGGAGUAAUAGGGAUACUGUUCCACAUGGUGCACGCGUUCCUUUACGUUGUGCAGCCCAACCCUUUCCCUGAAGAUCUCGUCGUCAAAUUCGCCAAGGAAAGGUUUGGAGGCAUCCAGUCAGAGUAUCAGAAGCCAGAAAACAUAGUGCUGACACUCCAGGCGGUCUACUAUGAGAUCGGCUUCCUGGUCUGUGCGGUUCUGGGCCUGGUCUUCAUCCUGCUCCUGCCCCUGGUCGGCAUCUUCUUCUGCAUGUGCCGUUGCUGUGACAACUGUGGCGGGGAGAUGCACCAACGCCAGAGGAAGAACGCAGACUGUCAGAGAGGUCUCCUCUCCAGCCUGCUGUUCACCGCCUCGCUGGUCGUCACGGCCGGGGUGCUGUGUGCGUACGCAGCCAAUCAGAACCUGAGCUCCCAGCUGAAACACAUGAGGAAGCUGGUCAACAGCAACCUGAGAGACCUGCAGACGUUUGCUAACGACACACCAACGCAAGUUGACUACCUAAUAUCACAAUACACCACCGCCAAGAACAAAGUAAUCUACGACCUAGACAAUGUAGGCCCGCUCCUGGGCGGAAGGAUACAUGACCAGUUGGGGAAGGAGGUCCGCCCUGCUUUGGACAGAGCGCUCCACAUGGCUGGAGCCAUGCGGGACACUAAGGAGGCUCUGGAGAGUGCGAGCGUGUCUCUGGAGGUGCUCCAGGAGGGGGGCGCGAGGCUGCAGGCCAACCUCAGCCAGGUGCGCUCUGCCCUGGCCCGCACCCUGGCCGACCCGGGCUGCCAGGACGAGGCCGGAGACGCCACCAGCGCCAUGCUCUGCCGCAGCAUCAACGCCUCGCUGGCACAGCUCCACCUCAGCGCCAACUUCACACGGUUAUCGGACGUGAACCUGGAACUUGCUGGCAUAAAUGACCUGUUGAAAACGGACCUCGGCAACAUAGUGCAGAAGGGCUACUCCUCCUUCAACGACACCCCGGGCCUGGUGACCGAGCAGACCAGGAACAUUAUAGACGGAGUGCGGGGCAUGCUGGAUGGGAUAGGCAGUAACAUCACCAGCUUCUCCAAGCUGUUCCCAGUGCAGAGUUCCCUGGCCAACUUCACCAUGUUCAUCAGCCACACACACUCCAGGAUAGAGGACUACUUCCCUGAGGUCGACCAGAUGGACUUCUACAGGUGGAUCUGCUGUAUUGCGCUGUGCUGCAUGGUGGUCCUCAUCCUGACCUUCAACUACCUGGGGCUGCUGUGCGGCACCCUGGGAUACGACAAGCACGCCUCGCCCACCACGCGAGGCUGCAUCUCCAACACAGGAGGAACGCUGCUCAUGGCGGGUGUUGGCUUCAGUUUCCUGUUCUCCUGGGUGCUCAUGGGAGUGGUGACGGCCUCCUUCCUGGUGGGGGGGAACUCAGAGAAGCUUCUGUGUGAGCCCUUCCACACCAAGCAGCUGUUCAAGGUGCUGGACACCCCGUACCUGGUGAACCAGGACUGGAGGAACUUCAUCCCAGGGUACAUGUACAACGACUCGGAUCUGGACCUGACGGUGGAGAGUCUCUACAGUAAUUGUAAGGAGAGCAAAGGUAUUUACUCUGCAAUGCGCUUGGAUAAAGUCUUCAACAUCACCACCUUCCUAAACUCUACUAUGUACACCAAGGAUGUGUCGCGCAUGUUUGACAGCGUGAAGGUGGACCUGCGGGACAUCAUCCUGCUGGAGCCCGAGGGGAGGCAGAACCUGCUGGGGUUCGUUGAGACGGGCGUGGGAGACAUCAACUACGCUGCAUACCUGGAGGAGGUGAAUAAGGGUGUGACCCUGGUGGAUCUACUUUCCUACGCCAAUGAGCUGGAGGCCCAGACAGACCUGAUGCCCAGGGGUCUUCUGCAGACUUCUAUAAAGCGCCACGCCAACACUCUCCGCCAGCUUCACAGUCAGCACGUGCUUCCUAUGGAGCAGGCCAUGAAAUAUGUUAGGGCGAGGAGUUCGUUGAACCAGAGUAUCCGACUGCUAGAGAGGACUGCCUCUGACCUGCCGAACAAAAUCAAUGUUGUGCUGUCAGCCAUUGAAGCAGCCCAGUAUCUCAUCUCCCAGAAUGCAACACAUAUUGUCAAUGAGGAAACAGAGAAAUACAAGGACAUCAUUGUUGGCUACUUUAGUCAGUACAUAGAGUGGGUCAAGGCUUCGCUGGCCAUGGAGGUGGCGGGCUGCAAGCCCUUCAGCAACGUUGUGGACACAGUGGAGAUCAUCGCCUGCGGCGUCCUGCUGGACUCCAUGAACGCGUUCUGGUUUGGCCUGGGCUGUAGCUGCCUGUUCUUGCUGCCCAGCAUGAUCCUCUCAGUCAAGCUGUCCAAGUUCUACCGCAGGAUGGAUACCGAGGACGUUUACGACGAUUCCUCUGUUUCUGGGACUUGGCAUUUUACUUUGUGAUAACCAUUCCCCUAUUUCCAUCUUUUCAUCCUUCCUUUUUUUUUUUUUUUCAUGGAUCUGUCAAGCACUUUGCACUUUAUUAAAAAAGAAAGAUUUCUGAAUAUUAGGAUAAUAUUCACAUUCAUAUGUUUUAAUGCAUCUUGCCAUCACCCUCGCCUUGCCUGAGCACUUACAGAUGUAGACAAAUGCGAUACACAAGUCACCAAGUGUCUUGGUCGUUGACGCCAGUUGUCAUGUGACCAGAACUGUUUUACAUGUAUCUUCUGGUGCGUCACCAUUAACGUCUGUACGUUUUGCUUUUUUGGUAUCUUUGUAGCAUUGAGACAAUUCCUAUGAAAACGUAAGAUUAAUUUUACCGGUUUUACCUUUCCUAUCCUCUUUCUGUGUACCAGUGCUCACACAUUCACCUUUUCUGUGGGUCUUUGUACGUAGAUUUUAUUGACAAAUUCUUGGUGCUGGUCUUUAGCUUUUUUUUUUGCUUGACGUGCUCCGGUAUUGGGCGUAUGGGCUUCCCUGUGCGUGUGAUUUCUUUAAGUGCCCCUCAUUGCUAAUUAAGGGCUCUUUCAAUCGUUACCUUACAAAAGCUGAAGUCCACCUCUGUUUUUGUAAGUUACGGUGUAAAAACGUAAAACGCUACGGUUCCUUCUUCUACAUUAUAUACACUUUUUGUCCGUAUAAGGCUUAGCUAUGAUGUUUGUAUGUAUAACGAUUUUCCGUA
This is a messenger RNA of Osmerus eperlanus (European smelt), 3600 nucleotides long. It is a transcript of the gene prom1a, whose product is annotated as prominin 1a. Gene Ontology annotation, molecular function: cholesterol binding. Lineage: Eukaryota; Metazoa; Chordata; Actinopteri; Osmeriformes; Osmeridae. Gene Ontology annotation, cellular component: plasma membrane; cell surface; apical plasma membrane. The coding region runs from base 318 to 2882 and encodes 854 amino acids. The transcript is spliced from 25 exons. The record is from RefSeq and is a predicted model, not a curated record.